AUGCGUUCUUAUGUCUUAAGUAAAGAAAAUAAGUAUCUUUUACUUCAAGAUUGGUGGUAAAAACCAACUAAAAGUAAUAUACAUCAUAAUUUAAGGAAAUCAAUAUACUCAUAGUCGCAUACCAUUUAUAAUAUCUGGUAGUCAUAUUUCAAUAAUUUUAAAUAUAUGGUCUUUAUUCAUUCAAAUACUCACAUUAUGGAUUACUCCUUUUAUGAUUUCAUUUUAAUAAGAAAAUUCAAUUUUCUAAGUCCUUUUUAUUAUUAUUUUAUUUUAAGUUUUUUUUGAUGUUUUCAUUAAAAUCAAUAGUCCAUUAAUAGUAAAUGGAGAAACCAUAUAUGAUAAAACUGAAAGAAUUAAAGAUUUCUUUAAAAAAAACUUAUUGGAAGAUUUAAUAUAUAUCUUUACCUUAAUUAUUUCAUUUUUUCCAAUUUUUGAUAAUAUUCAGUUACAAGGUGGCUUUUGUAUAAUUAUCAUUUUCAUCUCUUACAAAAAACUUAAUUAGAAUUAUGAAAGUUUAUAUGAAAUUCUUUAUCUUAAGGGACAAUAUCAUUAUGCUAUAGAUGUAAUAUCACUAACAAUUUUGAUAUUUUCAUAUGCACAUGUUAUGGCAUGUAUUUGGCAUUAUGUUGGUGAAAUUACUAUAGAUCAAGGUCAGUCUUGGUUAAUUUAAAGGAAUCUACAAAAUAGUGAAAUUUGGGAAAAGUAUAAUAUCUCUUUUUAUUGGGCAACCAUGACUAUGUCUACAGUAGGUUAUGGAGAUAUAACACCUACUAAUUAAUUUGAAACUUUAGCAGCUAAUUUGAUGAUGAUUCUUUCAAGUUGCAUGUUUGGUUAUUCAAUUAGUUAAAUUGGAAUGAUACUCAAAAGUUAAUAUGAAGUUUAAUAAAAAUAUAAGUAAUUAUACUAUUCUUAUAUCUUAGACGUUCAAUAAUAAUUAUGAAUGCUUAUAUGAAAAAUAGUUAAGUUGAUUUGUAAAUAUAAAGUAGAAUUAGAAAUUAUCUCAAAUAUUAAUGUGAAAAUGAAGCAAAUGAGAAUAAAGAUGAUAUUAAUAAAAUCAUAACAGAUCUACCAAUUGGAUUAAAAUAGGAACUUGUAUAAGAUGUUUAGAUGAAUAUUAUUAAGAGGAUUAAGAUUUUAAAUAAUUAAUUCUCACAAUCAACUCUUAAAUAAUUAUCUUAGUAUUUAAUAGAAUUUAAAUUUACUCCAGGAGAUGUAAUAUAUCAUAGAAAUGAUUUAAAUGAUCAAAGUCUUUANAAAUUAACUUGUUUAAAAGUUCAAAAACAUUCUCCUUAUGCGUUCUUAUGUCUUAAGUAAAGAAAAUAAGUAUCUUUUACUUCAAGAUUGGUGGUAAAAACCAACUAAAAGUAAUAUACAUCAUAAUUUAAGGAAAUCAAUAUACUCAUAGUCGCAUACCAUUUAUAAUAUCUGGUAGUCAUAUUUCAAUAAUUUUAAAUAUAUGGUCUUUAUUCAUUCAAAUACUCACAUUAUGGAUUACUCCUUUUAUGAUUUCAUUUUAAUAAGAAAAUUCAAUUUUCUAAGUCCUUUUUAUUAUUAUUUUAUUUUAAGUUUUUUUUGAUGUUUUCAUUAAAAUCAAUAGUCCAUUAAUAGUAAAUGGAGAAACCAUAUAUGAUAAAACUGAAAGAAUUAAAGAUUUCUUUAAAAAAAACUUAUUGGAAGAUUUAAUAUAUAUCUUUACCUUAAUUAUUUCAUUUUUUCCAAUUUUUGAUAAUAUUCAGUUACAAGGUGGCUUUUGUAUAAUUAUCAUUUUCAUCUCUUACAAAAAACUUAAUUAGAAUUAUGAAAGUUUAUAUGAAAUUCUUUAUCUUAAGGGACAAUAUCAUUAUGCUAUAGAUGUAAUAUCACUAACAAUUUUGAUAUUUUCAUAUGCACAUGUUAUGGCAUGUAUUUGGCAUUAUGUUGGUGAAAUUACUAUAGAUCAAGGUCAGUCUUGGUUAAUUUAAAGGAAUCUACAAAAUAGUGAAAUUUGGGAAAAGUAUAAUAUCUCUUUUUAUUGGGCAACCAUGACUAUGUCUACAGUAGGUUAUGGAGAUAUAACACCUACUAAUUAAUUUGAAACUUUAGCAGCUAAUUUGAUGAUGAUUCUUUCAAGUUGCAUGUUUGGUUAUUCAAUUAGUUAAAUUGGAAUGAUACUCAAAAGUUAAUAUGAAGUUUAAUAAAAAUAUAAGUAAUUAUACUAUUCUUAUAUCUUAGACGUUCAAUAAUAAUUAUGAAUGCUUAUAUGAAAAAUAGUUAAGUUGAUUUGUAAAUAUAAAGUAGAAUUAGAAAUUAUCUCAAAUAUUAAUGUGAAAAUGAAGCAAAUGAGAAUAAAGAUGAUAUUAAUAAAAUCAUAACAGAUCUACCAAUUGGAUUAAAAUAGGAACUUGUAUAAGAUGUUUAGAUGAAUAUUAUUAAGAGGAUUAAGAUUUUAAAUAAUUAAUUCUCACAAUCAACUCUUAAAUAAUUAUCUUAGUAUUUAAUAGAAUUUAAAUUUACUCCAGGAGAUGUAAUAUAUCAUAGAAAUGAUUUAAAUGAUCAAAGUCUUUAUUAUAUACAAGAAGGAAUUGUUAAUAUUUAUGAAGAAAAUAGUCAAAAACUUUUAUAAUCCUUAAAAGCUGGUGAUACAUUUGGUGAAUAUUAAUUCUUUACUGGAUUUUAAUCAUAAACAUCUACUAAAAGUUAAGGGUUUACAAAAAUAUUUAAAAUAAAUCGCUAAUCUUUAUUAUAGUUAUUAAAUUAAAAUUCUAAAGAUUUUCAAAGAUUUCAUCAUAUUAAAGAUAAUAUUAUUUUUAAUAAGAAUUUUUAAAUUGUAUAAAAAUGUUGUAAUUUUUGUAAAAUUGCUGAUCACAUUAAUAUUGAUUGUCCACUUUUAUCUUACAAACCAGAUAUUUUAUAGAGAAUUAAAAAAGCUGAAUUAAAGCCAUCUAUAUAAUAAAGAUAUUUUUUAUAAAGAAAUAAUUAAAAAGUGCGAUGUUUAAUGUUACAUUCAGCAAUAUAAGAUACUGUUGAAGAAUAUAAAGCAAAUCUUUCUACUACUUAAAUCGAUGUUGAUAUGAAAUUAUUUUCAACAUAUGCUACAAAAGAUUUGAGUAGUAAUUGUUAAAAAGAAUCACUAUUAGAUAGACAAUAAACUAAACCUCUUCCAGUUGCUCCUUUAAAAAAAAAUAACUCUUUUUUGAUAAGAUAAAGAAAUUAAUCUUAAUAGAAAAAAGUUGGAAUUUUUGUUAAUUUAAAAUCAGUCUUUAGAGAUUCUGAUCGAUAAUUAAAAUCUGAGUCUGAAGAUGAUCAAUAAAAUAAUUCACCUAAAAAUUAAGUUUCAUAAUAAUUUCAAAUUGAUUUUAAUGAUUUAUAAAUGAAUUAGUUUGAUGAUUAAUUUCAAACUACAAAUUUCAAUAUUGAUAGAUUAAUGAAUUAUUUUGGUUACAUGCCUAUGUCUAAUGUAAUUUAUGCUUUGAGAAAAUAUGAAAGACUCUAUAAGUAUUCAAAAGUGAAGACAAUUAAUUAUCCUGAAUCAGAAUCUAGGAAAUUUAGUAUUCCCUUAUAUUAUAGUAGAAGAGAUUCAAUAAAUGAAUUAUUAAAAGAAAAGUAUUGA
Molecule: messenger RNA, 3589 nt
Organism: Paramecium primaurelia
Lineage: Eukaryota; Ciliophora; Oligohymenophorea; Peniculida; Parameciidae
Source: the annotation of a GenBank genome assembly